Messenger RNA from Durusdinium trenchii, 1111 nucleotides. Lineage: Eukaryota; Dinophyceae; Suessiales; Symbiodiniaceae. The record is from the annotation of a GenBank genome assembly.
GCAAACUUUCGCCAACCACUUCAUAGUUGCAACAUGCGAUGGGCAAGGUUAGCGAAAUGCCAAAGGGUGCCGUGGAAACUGGUUUCAUUUCGGUGGCGAAACUAUGCAGCAGAGGCUUGGCAUGAAAUCUCCGUGCACAAAGGCUUGAAAAUUCAGGGUGCUUUGUGUGUGGAACGACCUCCUCUUCAAAUCGUGGAGCCGGACUACAAACAGAAGUGGAGAGCUUUCAAAGAGGCCUGGGAUUUGCGCACUGGCAAUCAUUUAACAAUGGACGACGAAAUUGUCUUUAUGCGAUUUCACUUUCACUUUUUACAGGACAAAGCUGCGACGCAGGCACUGGCGGCUGGCGAAGCCCCAGCUUUGCUCAGAGGUCUUGGAAGCAAGAGUGGAGGCGGUCGCAAGCGGGGGUCUGCCUCCAAGCUAGCCACCAGCGUCAGCACGGACACUUUGGUGGCAGCAAUGAGCCCCAAGGCCGCCAGAGGGCUUGAUUCCCUGGUCGGAGAAGAGGGCGUUGACCUGGCGUUUCCUGAGCUUGGACGAAAAGCGGUCAAGCGGAGGAAGGUGGAGAAACGAAAAGAAGAGAAGGUGGAUGACUCUGAUCAGCGUUCCUUGAGGCGGCUACGGAGUCACUCCUUGUUUUUGCUGGUUCGAUACAAGAAUGCCAAGCACUGGACUUUCCCAAAGGCGGACAGACUCCAGGGGCAGGGCAUGCGGGAGACACUGCUUGGAUUGGCCGACAAUCAACUGGGGCCAGAUUUGAGACCUUAUCUCGUUGGUGCUUGUCCGUUCUCCUACCGGAAACGGCUGAGCAAUCAAAAUCCAGGAAUCCAGGGGCGCAAGAUCUUCUACUACCGUGCUCGGCUUUUACCAAGCUCAGAGGUCGCUUUGCCUGAGACGACACCUGUGUCGGACUGGGCCUGGUUCAACCGGCAGGAGUUGGAGAGCAAUCUUGAAGAAGGGGAGUGGCUUUGCAAAUCGGGGAUUGGCAACAGAUGACAAGAGGGGGUUUGCGAGUGGUGCGAUAUUCCAUCCCCCUGGAUGAUGUGUCUGGCAGUGUGAGAUAGCACGACAGGUGACAUUUUAGUGUACAUAAUCCAUUUUUUUGGCAAAA